This is a messenger RNA of Fonsecaea erecta, 3222 nucleotides long. Its product is annotated as 5-carboxymethyl-2-hydroxymuconate isomerase. The transcript has 14 exons. The coding region runs from base 1 to 3222 and encodes 1073 amino acids. The record is from RefSeq and is a predicted model, not a curated record. Lineage: Eukaryota; Fungi; Ascomycota; Eurotiomycetes; Chaetothyriales; Herpotrichiellaceae. Gene Ontology annotation, molecular function: hydrolase activity, acting on carbon-nitrogen (but not peptide) bonds.
AUGGCUCCUGGUUUACUCGCGAAUGGCUGGCACGACGACGUGGCCAUCACACCCAAGUCGACACCAACACGCUAUCCGUAUGAGAACCUUGACUUUGACCCAAAACUACAGCCCAAGAGAUAUGAAAUAGCAGGGACGUCGCCGUCUUCCAAGAUAUUGUUCCUCGAUGUGAACAUUAUUGAUUCUACGGGCAAAGAACCAUAUCGAGGAGAUGUAUACAUCGAAGGCGAGCGCAUUGUCGCGGUUGGAUCCGUUCCUCGAGUUGAGCACAUUCAAAACAAACCUGAUGUGCGGGUGAUCCAAGGACGAGGCCGCACACUCAUGUCAGGACUGGGCGACUCACAUACUCACUUGACGUGGAACAACAACGCACUCGAACUGCUGGGUGAUGUCAGUGUGGAAGAGCAUGUGUUGAUAACAAUCAAAUCUGCGUUAUGCUACCUCGACUCUGGCUACACAAUGUGUUACGGAGCUGCGUCUGCGAAAGACCGGCUGGACUGUGUGGUCCGCGACGCCAUCAACCGGGGUGACAUACCCGGUCCUCGUUACCUCGCCAAUGGACGUGAGAUCGCUCGGAGAGAUGGCGAACUAGCCGCUGGCAUCACGGCGUUUGCUGACGGGCCCCUGGAAAUGCGCGAAGUCAUUAGACACCAUGCUCGGAUAGGGGUCGACCAGAUCAAGCUGAGCAUGUCUGGAGAAUCGAUCACGGAAACGAGGUCCGCUGAAGAGUGCUUCUUCUCUGACGAAGAGACGGCUGCAUGUGUGGACGAGGCCCACCGCCACGGCUUGAGGGUUUGUUCUCAUGCUCGAGCACGAGACUCGGUCAUCCAAUGCGUCCAACACGGCGUGGACGUGAUAUAUCAUGCAUCGUACACGGACGAAGUGGGCAUGAACAUGCUCACCAAAGCAAAGCACAAGCACGUGGUCGCGCCGGCGAUCAACUGGCUAUACACGACCGUCCACGAGGCCGAGCCCUUCGGAUACACGUUUGAGAAAGCCGAGCAGGUCGGCUACAGGAAGGAGCUGGAGGUGGCGAUCACGGCGCUGAAGGAGAUGAACAGGAGAGGCAUCACGGUUCUUCCUGGUGGCGACUAUGGGUUCGCAUGGUGUCCUCACGGCACAUACGCCCGUGACCUCGAACACUUCGUCAAGCUGCUCGACUUCUCGCCCAUGGAGUCCAUCAUCGCCGCCACAGCGGGCGUGGCCAAACUCUUCAUGCAGGAGAACGAGCUGGGCAAGAUCCUGCCGGGGUACUACGCCGACUGUCUCCUCGUCAACGGCGACCCGCUGAAGGACAUCGCCGUCCUCCAGGACCACGACAAGUUGGACGUCAUCAUGAUCAACGGACGCAUUCACAAAUCGUCCCCGGCCGACUUUGUCACUCCUGUACCGCCUGCGGCGCAGCCACUGCCAUCAACGAAGAAGCCACACAACUUUGUCACCUUCGAAGACGACCUAGGCAGGGCCUGCGUCGGACACCUGGAUCUAGAGACCUCCGUCGUGCACGCAUUGGCGAUGCCUUCAGGAUCUCCUCUGAGUAGUCUGCAGCAGGUGAUCGAGCUCGGGCACGAGACCAUCAUACAGACAGGCGAAUCCUUCCCGCUGUCGUCCGUCAAGAAGCUGUUGGCCCCCAUUACCGACAGGGACGUCGUGUGCGUUGGGAACAACUACGCAGACCACGUCAAAGAGUACCGAGAGAGCGGGUAUGACAACACGCAGCAGCGGCAGCAGCGGCAGAAGAAUCAACAGCAGAAAGCUUCCUCCUCCUUCCCAACCAUCUUCACGAAGCGCAGCACCAGUGUCGUCGCCGCAACCGACGACAUCUACGCCCACCCGGGCUUCACCGACUGUUUGGACUAUGAAGGCGAGGUCGGCGUCAUCAUCGGCACCCCCGGGUUCGGCAUCGCCGAGAAGGACGCCAUGGACCAUGUCUGGGGAUAUACGAUCAUCAACGAUGUGACGGCCCGGGACAGGCAGCGUGACCACGGCCAGUUCCUGAUGGGCAAGUCGCCAGAUACAUUCUGUCCGAUGGGCCCCGUCGCCGUCCCCAAGGACGCUUUGCCAGAGACUUUACGUGUGCAGACAUUCGUCAACGGCGAGAGGCGCCAGGACGGCACCACCGCCGACCUGAUCACGUCGAUUCCGAAGCUGAUUGAGGUCAUCUCGGCGGGCUUGACGCUUCAGGCGGGCGAUGUUAUUGCGACAGGGACCCCGGCCGGCGUGGGCGUCGGCUUCCAUCCGCCCAAGUUCCUCAAGCCAGGCGAUUUAGUCGAGGUGUCGGUGACGGGCCUCGGAAAGCUCAGCAACCGCGUGUCAGACAAAACCAGAUCACCGGCACAGCAACUCCAGCUCCAGCCCCGAUCCAGCCUCCCAGUAUACAACCUCGAGCGCACGUGGGGCGGAGCAGCAGCCGGGUCGUUGACGCGCGUGGGUGACAAGCUGGUCCACGUGCGAGAAAUCGGCUCCGGGUCGGACACGAUCGUCUUCGUCCACGGCCUGGGCGCCUCGUCGGAGUACUACACGCCGCUGAUCCAGGAAGCCGGCCUCGACGGCGACGACGCGAGACACCGCAUCGUCCUCUACGACCUGGAGGGCCACGGGCUGACGCCCACGGCCGCCUCGUCGGUUGUCAGCGUGGAGUCUUACGUCGCCGACCUCGAGAACCUCUUCGCCACCAAGGGCAUCACGAAAGCCACCCUCGUCGGCUGGUCCUUGGGCGGACUGAUCGCCAUGCUGUUCGCUGAACGCAACAGCUCCGCCGUGAGCAAACUGGUCCUGCUCGGCCCCGGCCCCAAUCCGUUCCCUGACGGGGGCGUCAAAGUUUUCAGCGACAGAGCCGCGUCCGUGCGGGCCAAGGGCAUGGACGCCUCCGGGAUAGCCCAGGCGGUGAGCCACGCAGCCACGUCGCCACGCACGCAGCAGCAGUCGCCUGUGCUGGUCUCGGCGGUGCGCCAGUCCCUGCUCGCCACACACCCGGAGGGAUACGCCAAGGGGUGCAUGGCGCUGGCCAAGUCGAAGGACACGACGAUCCGCGUCGAGAAACUCGACAUGCCCGCGCUGCUGGUCGCCGGCCGGGACGACAAGAUCUCCCCCACGAGCCUGGCCGAGACGUACGUCAGGAGGCUGCCCAACGCCAAGCUGGAGGUACUCGAGGGCGUCGGCCAUUGGCAUGUCAUUGAGGAUGUCGGGGCCGUGGCGCGAGCCCUGCGCGGGUUCUUGUGA